UUACGCUCAGCCAAUAAAGAAUCUUUUUUUUUUUUCCCCCUCCCACCGACUCCGCCAGGAAACCAAAUCCUUUGCGGUGGGGAUUUUCAAAGGCCAAAUCAUCACCGAGCAAGUCUUCCCUUACCCUUCAGUCCUCAACGAGGAGCAGACGCAAACGUUACAGGAGCUGGUCGGCCCCGUCGCCCGUUUCUUCGAGGAGGUGAACAACCCGUCGCGGAAUGACGAGCUGGCCCAGGUGCAGGAGAAGACAAUGCAGGGCCUGAAGGAGAUGGGGGCCUUCGGUCUUCAGAUCCCCACCGCAUUUGGGGGUCUGGGGCUCACCAACACCCAGUAUGCCCGCCUGGUGGAAAUCGUGGGGAUGCACGACCUGGGGGUGGGCAUCACCCUGGGUGCCCACCAGUCCAUCGGCUUCAAGGGUAUCCUCCUCUACGGCUCCCGGGAGCAGAAGAAGAAGUACCUGCCCAAGCUGGCAUCAGGUGAGACCAUCGCCGCCUUCUGCCUGACUGAGAACACCAGCGGCUCCGACGCAGCCUCCAUCCGGACCAGGGCCGAACUCAGUCCCUGCGGUACCUACUACACUCUCAAUGGGAGCAAGCUGUGGAUCAGGUGAGGUG
Molecule: messenger RNA, 614 nt
Organism: Pseudonaja textilis
Lineage: Eukaryota; Metazoa; Chordata; Lepidosauria; Squamata; Elapidae
Source: RefSeq, a predicted model, not a curated record